This is a messenger RNA of Pichia membranifaciens NRRL Y-2026, 1516 nucleotides long. RefSeq lists its product as hypothetical. NCBI's taxonomy places the organism in Eukaryota, Fungi, Ascomycota, Pichiomycetes, Pichiales, Pichiaceae. The record is from RefSeq and is a predicted model, not a curated record. The coding region runs from base 333 to 1415 and encodes 360 amino acids. The transcript has a single exon.
CCUGUUUGCAAACCGUCAUGGCUUCGUGUAAAGAAAGUGUAGGAGAAACUCUUUUUCCUUCUUUCUUUCUAUUCAAUACCAACUUACGUGUUAUUCUCUUCUUUUCUUUUCUUUUUCUUCACUAGUCUGCUCUGUUACAUAAUAAAAUCACUUUAUUCAUUCUGUUCUGAUAUACUCUACCAUACUUGAGAAGCCUCUUUCCAGAGAAAACUUUACUGCAACUUCAGAGUACAAACUCGGCCACAUUCGUUUACCCACAAUUCGUGCUUUCAAUCACCCAAAGAAAGUUUAGCAGAUAGAGACCUCUCGAAAUCAGAAUAUACCACACCAUAAUGGCCUCUUCAAAGCGUACUGUAACCACCACCACACAUAGCAGCUUAAGCAGUUUGAGCACGCAUUCAAGUGCUAGCGCAUCGGCAACAUUUACUCCUGUUAUAUCUCACGAAUACAAUCCAUUCGUUUACCAUUACGACGAUAAGAAUGGCACGGUUUUCAUUGCUGUUGGCACCAUUAUCGUCACACUUUUUGUGCUUUUAUUGAGUGCCAGAUUUUGGUACUGGUUGAAGAAUCGAAAGGCAGCACAAGAUGCCACUAGGUUUGACGAUUAUUACGGAGGCGGUAAUGUUUCUUACUACGAUGACGACAAGAGUGACCUCAGUUUCCUGACUUACGAUCCUACUAGCUUUAUGGAAAAGAAGAAUAGCUACCGAAAUGAGAAUGCUACGCCAAACUCUGACUCUUCCGGUUUCACACACAACUCCACUGCAUCUUCGUCCUCGUUUGGCUCUAUGAAUGAUAACCAAUCGAGGGUUGAUUUAUCGAAUCUGACUUCUCAACCAGGUCAUAAUUUGCGUUCUGCACUGGCACAAUCAUACAUUCCGCCAAAAAAUAGACACUCCUUUAUUUCACCAAUCAAUCAACUAAUUCAAGAGCAGAACCCGUCUAUGCAAAGUGUCAUCACCGAUAGUGGUGGCAGCAAAAGGUUGUCAUCUAACCAAUUGUUGGACGCGUUCAACAUACCGUCACCUGUGGAUCCUUCUGUCAACAUCUCUUCACCACCCACCAGUGCAACAUCCAAAGAUUCGAGAAGGAGAAAGACACAAUCGAUCAGUCUUCUGAUUAAUUCGUCCUCUCCUAACAUGAACAGUAAAUCCAACUUGCCGGUGAGUAACAACCACAGCACCAAUACUCUGGGUGGUGCACAUUCGAGAAGUACCUCGCUGGACUUGCGUGAACUUGAGAAAAUGAUCCACAGAAGUUUGGCAGAGAACAAGUCCAAGGAUUCCGUCGAAUCGGCGUCUCCUGCUUCUGUUUCCUCUCCUAUGCCAAGCUCCAAUAGAGAAGAGAACAAGAAGAGGACGAGACCACCUUCUUUAGUUUUGGAUAUGCUUGUCCAAAACGAGAUGAACCUGUAGAUACGAUGGAUCUGAUAGAUCGUUUGGCUGUCGGACCACCUUUGCUAGUUGUACAAAUCACUCUCUUCUGUAGAUGAGUUUAUACCAAAAAAAUUAGAACU